Helobdella robusta is the source of this 1993-nucleotide messenger RNA. RefSeq lists its product as hypothetical. The record is from RefSeq and is a predicted model, not a curated record. Bases 206 to 1993 code for a protein of 595 amino acids. Lineage: Eukaryota; Metazoa; Annelida; Clitellata; Rhynchobdellida; Glossiphoniidae. The transcript is spliced from 14 exons.
CUAAAAAUCUAAAAUAUUUCUGCUUAGGAUUAAAAGAUAACAAACAGUCUGUGUUUAAUCCAUCCCAAAUCAUAUUCUUCCAACAUUCUUCAUGCUUACAAUUUCAAAAUAGUGAACAGUGACUUUUUGGUUGAUUCUGAAUGAAUGAAUGAAGCUUCUUUCUAACAAACAACAACAACAGCAGAGAAUAAUCAAAUGAAGCAGAAUGAAGAACAUAGGCAGAUUGAACAUUAUGAAGUCCAACAGAUCAAACCCAAGUAUUUCGAGCAUGAAUGGAAGUAGCAGUAACAGCAGCAGCAACAAUCUGAACUGCUAUCAACAGCAGCAGUUGGCAGCAUCAGAUAAUCUUUGGAGCAGUAGAGAUUCAUCGAUGUCUUCUCGUGAAGGAGUGCCCAACUCUUACUGUGGCACUCCUGUUAUCUUCAAAAAUGCUAUUGACGAACUGCCAGACAGAGCAGUUGGCCACAGGAAGUUGAGUUUGAAGGGUCAGUCAUCAUCGACUUGCAGUGAUGCCAUCAGAGAGGCCGCGUAUAUAGGAUCUUUUCCAGUUGACGAACCUACUCAGGAAGCCAGAGCUGAUUACAUCAAGAAACAUCUGUCUGAUAUGAGAAAUAUUAGCAGUGCCAAACCCGUCUUGCUGGCCAUCUCACUGUCAGGAAUAAAAGUCUGCUGUGGAUCGGGAGAGACAGUAUUCAUGGCUCAUGCUUUGAAAAGAAUCUCCUACGCCACCUGCCAGCCAGAGAAGUGUCAGUUUUCAUUUCUCGCUCGAGAGCCUAAAUCUCCAACCAGCAUCCAGUACUGCCACACUUUUGUCACUAAAACUUCCACUGAGGCUGAAGAAAUUAACAGCAUCGUAGCAAAUGCAUUCAAGACAGCAUACCAACAGCAACAGCAGCAGCAACAACAGCAGCAGCAACUAAAUAGCAGCAGCAACAACAUCUCAACAUCUUUCAAUGAUCUUAUUCAGAGCCAAAUAAAUCAACAGCAAAGAGAACAUCAACUAGCCAAUCAGAUGAAAGAGGAAAGGUUGAAAGACCAAUUAAAUAGCAUUUCGACUCCUCGCAUCGAUUCUAUAGGCCAGGAGAGGAAGAUGAGAAGAAUGUCGAGACUCAUCAGCAAUGAGGAUGAGGAUGCUUUAGAAUGGGCUAGAAAUGUGGUAGACAAAAUCAUGAUGAUGACGACGACAUCAACCAUCAGCAGCAACAACUUCCAUGACGGCAGCGGCAUUGAUGACAACAACAACUCAAACAUUCAUGAUCUCCUCAACAGCCUGUCCUACAACAGCAACAAUUCGAGCAACAACAUCUCUAGCAGCAGCAGCAACAACACACCAUCUCCAGUUAACUUAAUUAAAAAGUUCAUAGACAACAAUUUCGACAAACUUUUCACAUCAGACAGUUCAACAAUCACCAUCCUACCCUCACCAAAGCACUCAUCAUCUCACCAGCUGAACUCUCUUCAUCAACAUCUCGCUCAGCCUGAAGAACUCAGUCCUAUUGAAAGCUCUGAUUGGAGCCCUAUUAGGAGCCAUCAACCAAUAGGAACAAGUCAUUCAAUGGUCACCAUGGCAACAAAUGAAAUUAGGUCAUCCAAUGCUAGUGAGGAACGACCGUCACACAUUGAGCAUCUUGCCAGGGAGUAUUUAAAUAAAUCCGGUAGGCCAGAGGCUGAUGUAAAUGACAGCAAGUUGCAUGAACAACCAUGGUAUCAGCCAGGAGUUCCUAGGGACAUAGCUUUGAAUCAGCUGCUUCAUCAGGUUAAUGGAUCAUUUGUUGUUAGGGACAGCUCAACUCAUCCAAACUGUUACGCUCUCUCUAUCAAGGUUCCAAAGUAUGAUUCUCCGAAUGAGAUCACGCACUAUCUCAUCGUCAAAACGCCCAGAGGAACCUUCAAAAUCAAGGGCCUGACAAAAGAAUGGACGUCACUGACCUCCUUGGUACUCCACCACACAAUCAUGAGAGAACUUCUACCUUGCUUGCUAGUCUUGCCCUGA